This is a messenger RNA of Linderina pennispora, 1295 nucleotides long. Its product is annotated as AP-2 complex subunit sigma. The transcript has 2 exons. Gene Ontology annotation, biological process: protein transport; clathrin-dependent endocytosis. The record is from RefSeq and is a predicted model, not a curated record. Gene Ontology annotation, cellular component: intracellular membrane-bounded organelle; AP-2 adaptor complex. Bases 436 to 867 code for a protein of 143 amino acids. Lineage: Eukaryota; Fungi; Kickxellomycota; Kickxellomycetes; Kickxellales; Kickxellaceae. Gene Ontology annotation, molecular function: clathrin-cargo adaptor activity.
CCGAAUCAACGCUCGAGAUUAUUGCUGAGCAGGUGUACGCGUACUCGACCACUCUUAACGGCCGUGCGUUUGCCGAGGACUUCUGCCGCCGCCGUCGCGCCGACCACACCGCUGUGAAGCACGGAAAGCUGAGCAGCGCGCCGGCCAACUGGGGCCAGAUCGUGGGCUUCAGCAGCGCUAGCCGCUCCAAGGGCCGUUAUAACGAGGACACGGUCCGCUCGGCGGGACCAGCUGCUGGCGGCGACGAGUUCUUCCAGGUUGUCAAGAAGGGCCGCCGCUGAAAAUCAUGUGGCCGAUUUUUCCAUAGUUGCAACUUCUGUUUUGGCCAAUACACAAGCCGUUUUGCAAGCGCUGCAAGGAUUCUCCCCCUCUCGUACCUUUGUCGUCCAAUUUCGUCUCCUUUUUUCCUACACACAUUCUACAUAGAGCCCAGCCAUGAUUCGCUUUAUUCUGGUUCAGAACCGACAGGGCAAAACGCGGCUGGAAAAGUGGUACCAGACGUACACAGAGCAAGAGCGGCUGAAGCUCAAAGCCGAAGUGCACCGCACAGUCGCCUCGCGGGACCAGAAGCACCAGUCGAACUUUGUCGAGUUCCACAACCACCGCGUCGUAUACCGGCGCUACGCAGGCCUGUUUUUCUGCUUCUGCAUUGACACGAACGACAACGAGCUGGCAUACCUCGAGGCAAUUCACCUGUUUGUUGAGGUUUUGGAUUCGUACCAUGGCAAUGUGUGCGAGCUCGAUCUGGUGUUCAACUUCUACAGGGUGUACCAGGUGCUGGACGAAAUGAUCUUGGCAGGCGAGAUCCAGGAGACGAGUCGCAGUGUUAUUUUGGGCCGGCUGGACCAGCUGGAUAAAUUGGAAUGAGCUGUGAGAACGACGGUUUAGAUCAUGUUUUUUCUCCUCGUCAAAACUAAUAUUCGUCAUGUACUGUCAACCACCAUGAGAUGAUGUACAUAGCGGCUCGUGCUUGCGUUGAGUUACCUACAGUCAGCAGGCACUUUGGCGAUAUCCGCACGUUUGCCUGCAGCAGCACCAUGGCCAGGCCCGCACUUGGCGAAUGCCCUCCAAAUAGCACACUGGUUCUUGCCACCAGUCGGGUUGAGCUGUGGCCGCACACCACUCCCGAUAGUGGUGGUACUAUUGUCGCGCUGCAUGUGCAUUCUAGCUACCCUUGAGGAGCUGUCCAGAUAGAAAUGCAAGUUGCAAACAGGUCCCUCGGUUCUGUAUCCAGCCAAAUAAACUCUCGAUCAAGUACAGCGAUUGAGCCAGAUUGCUACAUCCGUGUCAGCAUA